AUGCGCCUUCUUAUUAUCUCUGCACUCGCUCUCGUAGCCUCCCCCUCCACUGCUACAGUCAUAUCCCGCUCGGACUAUGGCUACUGGGACUUCUCCGGAUCUGCCACUUUUCCUGUCAGCGGCUACACAUCUUACAGUGUCGACGUGAUAUAUCACAACAGCCAGCUCGACGCACCUAUUGAGGUGACUUGCAGCUACCUUUACAACCCACGGGAUAAGACCGAAACUGCUUCGUGCUCAGAUUCGAGUUUUACAUACGACUUUGGUAACGUCCGGCAGGCGAACACCAUUGCGAAUGUGACAUUGUCGCAGACUGUUGAGCUCUUGGGAAGCAGUGUUACCAUCAGAGGCACAAAGGAGUUUGAUUUUGAUUUCAGUGGUGGAGCUGGGUUCACAGGAAAAGCUGCAGGCAUCAUCAAAGCUCAGACUGAGACGGCAUGA
Colletotrichum truncatum is the source of this 441-nucleotide messenger RNA. The record is from RefSeq and is a predicted model, not a curated record. NCBI's taxonomy places the organism in Eukaryota, Fungi, Ascomycota, Sordariomycetes, Glomerellales, Glomerellaceae.